CCAGUCAUCCAACAUGCUUUGAAUAGACAAUACACGCUAAAACUUCAAAAGCAUACAUCCACCCCUCAGCACUUUAACAGCCGAAAGCCAACAACUCGAUUUCACCAACUAUGCCCCUUCGCAAACAGAACGCUCGCAACACUGGCAAAGCCGGACCCAAAAUGGCCACCAAGACCACUAAAGACGAUAGUAACCACCAAUUAGUUCCCAUCCAAAGCUUCAACACUUUUUACAACGUUCCAGCGCCAGCGCCAGUCCCAUCCCACCCCUUCGCUCACAACGACCUCCUCAAAAGCCUCCUCCCCCACCACGGUUACGACUACUCCAUGUUCCACCUCGUCCACCCAGAUGGCAUCAACCACGAGAACUACCUCGCCAUUGAGCCUGAGCACGCCGACUGCAUCAUCAACGCUCUGUUCAAAAGCAGCGGCGGCAUGGAACCCUACGGCUACGGCUACAACCAACAUGUUGGUAACCGUGCCGAGCCUCCUCCAAGUAGCCACCUGAACCUCGUCGUCGAAAGCGGUCUAACGACCCUCUUCAACGCGCUCCACGAUGUUGCCAGUGAGCUGGACCUCGCCGAGAUGCAGCUCAUCGGGAACGACACUGACAAGGCGGGUGCCGGAUACCUUUCCCCCUUUUGGGAGAAGGUAGUCACCAACCCCAAGUACUCAGGGGCCUGGUUCCAUGUCGACGUCCCUCAGGGGCAUGGACAUGGACAGGGCAAGCCUAACAACGUCGGUACUACCAAAUGGAAGGUACCCAAGAGUUGGACCGGCUAUCUUCGUACCAACCCUCCCAUGACCCGAGCUCGAGGCCGUGAAGCCACGGUCCCGUAUCUCUGCUCCAUGUCUCGUCCCAAUCCCGAAGAAGUGCAUUUCUUCCCCUCCGGGACUUCCCCGGGUCCCGGAUACAAGCCCCUCACGACCUUAAACACCAGUCCCGGCCUCUCAUCCUCAUCCACCAGUGAAGCUCUCCAUAAAGCUUGCUUAGCCCUGCACUCUCUCACGGCCCUCAUACUCGACGCGCGGGAAUACGUCAUCGAGCGUCCCGGACGCUUCCCGUCUCGUAACCUUCCUUCCAGUGAUCCACUCGUCCUGGCUAUUGACCAGUUCCGGAACUACCUUGAAUCUGUCCCCGGUCUACAAUUCGAGGAGUCCAUCCAGCAGGCCUUCUAUUCCUACCACGCCACCGUCUUCCGCUUGGAGCUUCCCGUUGCGGCCGGGUUAUUUGGCGGUAAUGGGACUACCAUGUUCCAGUUUAAGCCGGCCCAUGUGUCGAGGGACACGGGGAAGGUCGUGGAUGAAUCGGUCAUGGUGGCCAGUGUGAGCUCGGCAGGAUCGUCGGAUGUGGACGGGGACGAGGACGAGGAGGAUAGAGACUUGUCAUCGGAUACGGAAUCCGAUUACGCUUGUAGUAGUUAUGCUAGGUUUGGUUCGGCCAAGAAGUUUAGGAGAUGA
Messenger RNA from Neurospora crassa OR74A, 1460 nucleotides. RefSeq lists its product as hypothetical. The coding region runs from base 111 to 1460 and encodes 449 amino acids. The transcript has a single exon. NCBI's taxonomy places the organism in Eukaryota, Fungi, Ascomycota, Sordariomycetes, Sordariales, Sordariaceae. The record is from RefSeq and is a predicted model, not a curated record.